Molecule: messenger RNA, 2405 nt
Organism: Hypoxylon trugodes
Lineage: Eukaryota; Fungi; Ascomycota; Sordariomycetes; Xylariales; Hypoxylaceae
Product: HET-domain-containing protein
Exons: 2
Coding region: 1-2160 (719 amino acids)
Source: RefSeq, a predicted model, not a curated record
AUGUUAGCAAAUUUGUCGAAGUUGGCUUUCAGAGUAGCCAAAUCCAUUCCCUGUCGGAGGACGGCCUCAAUUUCCGCUCAAGAGUGCUCCACGCUCAAAACGCCUCUAUAUGCCCCCCUUAGCCGAGACCAACCUCACGUGAGAUUUAUCAAGAUUCUACCUUCUGAUACCGACGACCAACCAGUGAGCUGUCUGCUUGAAACCGUCAGACUCACGCCAAACAUUCGUUACUCCGCAUUAUCAUACGUUUGGGGCGAUCCCAAGGUGACUAAGGAUAUCAUAGUCAACGGUGUCACGGUACCCGUGACUACCAACCUUGAAUCUGCAUUAUGGCAUUUCAGGAAGUUUGGCUUCCCAGGAAGUCGGAGCCAGGCAGUUGAAAGUCAGCGGCUCUGGGUAGACGCCGUUUGCAUCGACCAGAAGGAUAUUCCGGAGCGCAAUUCCCAGGUGACCCUAAUGGGGUCAAUAUUCAGCAAUGCCGCAUCGGUUUUCUCGUGGCUUGGGCAUCCUGGAGCAGAUCAUGUUGAUGUUGGGCUUCAAAUAGUCCGUCGAAUCGCAUACGAAACGACUCAUGUGAUUGGUAUCAAGCAGGGUGACUUUGAUGAAGAUCCGAAAUAUCAUGAGAAACUUGAAACAGGCUUUGAAUGGUUGGUGUCCUUUCUAGGUCCCCUGCUCGAUGAGGCCAAGCUUGGCGAAAUCAACCUCCGCAAAUCCAAACUCAAUAGAUCUGCGUUUACGCCGAAGUGGAAGGCGUUGGAGGCUUUCAAUCUCAGCAAUUAUUGGAAGAGAAUAUGGAUCAUCCAGGAGAUGGCUCUAGCGAGAUCUCCUAAGGAUCAUUGGUUCGUGUGCGGUAGCGAUGCGAUCACCUUCGAAGAACUGGAAGCAUUCAACUCCUUUAUGCGUUCCAUUUAUCGGCUGCCCUGGCCGGGACCUGCGAGAUAUGGUUAUUUCUGGAUCGUUUUCGCUGAUAAAAUCCAAUUAUUCAAUCCGACCGCUAUGAAACGUAUAACAUGGUUGAAAGAAUCUAGGCGGGCUGAAAAUCCAGAGAAACCCCAAUUUUUGGAGAUAUGUCUAGUGAUGAAAAACGCGUUUGCGACGGAUCCUCGGGAUUAUGUGUAUGGAAUGCUGGGGUUACACGCCAACAAUAUCGUACCGGAUUACGCGAAGCCCGUAAAGGAGGUGUAUCUCGAUUGCGUCUUGAGUGAUGGGACCGCAAAUACAGAAAAUAUCUGUCUUCAAUAUUCCGGUAGGGGGAAUUUUUCAAAAGGGGACCAUGACCUUCCGUCAUGGUUACCGGACUUGAGCUUGAAAGACAUGGUGGUGGAUUGUAGGGACGUGCGUGAUACAAACGAACGCCACGACAAGGGACUGUUGGGCGCAGAUCUCCAACCCCCUCAAAUAAUUCAGCGCAGGAUUCUCCGGACUCAGGGGGCGGUCUGUGGUCGCGUAGAGCGCAUCAAGCGUCUUCGAUUCGACUCGGACAUCGUCACGAAUAGCAAGAGAUUAUAUGAGCUUUCUGUUGAAUAUCUCUUCGAAUUUGUUGGUGUCGGAAAUGUUCUAGAUAGUAUAGAAAAGAUGCCAUUGCAGGAGUUGAUAGACGUGCUAGAUUGGCGGCAAAAGGACUCAAGGAAGACAGUAUCAUCGUUCUUCUCCAUGAAGUUUCCUCAGUUAAAGUUAUCUGUAGUAUCCUGGCGAUACCUUUAUAUACUUUUCCAUUAUGGGAAGGAAAUGGAAGAGAGAAGAUUCGGCUUAUCCAUUCCUGAUGAGGGACCAUUCCACAUACGUGAUUUCUUGAUUCACUGUCUUGUUAGACACUUUCAUGUAAUGGAAGACGAAGACGAAGAGAAUCAGAAAUUGUUAUGGGACCAGUCGCGCGUCGAGCUCGAGAUGCUCUUUAUUAGAAGUAAUGGCAUGGUUCUUUUCAAAACUGACAGAGGUCACCUGGGUAUCGGGCCUCCUAACCUGCAGCCCGGAGAUCUUGUCUGCGCCGUUGGUCGGUGCACCCUUCCCGUCAUACUGAGAAAACAAGAAUCACCAGGGGUCGAUAAAUUGCAAUUUGAACAUAUGGGAACCUGUUAUGUUCAAGGUUUAUCUGAUGGAGAGCCGGCCGGCAUGGUUAAGAGAGGAGAAGUGAAUACCGAGGCGUUUGAUAUACGCUGAAGAGUUUAAUCUCACCUAAGGCCAGCUGGAUUCGUAGGCCGGUAAGAUCCGAGAUACCUAGCUGAGACGCUGGACCUUGUGUGACACGCUGCCCAUUUUUCACUGCUUUGCCUCGGGUAUACUGUGGGUAGUAGGAGCAUUUAAGAAUUAAUAAACACAGCUAUUUUUUAUAUUUAUAGUAACUACCGCCUCGAGCCUCAAUUCCCGAGACAACUUAGCCAUCACAUAUGACGUACCCAAGUACC